CUCGACCCAUUGACACCAGAGGACUUCCAAUAGUUGCCUCUUCCCCCAUCUGGUUCCUUGCCGAAGCCGCAUUGCAACGCCCUAAUGGCGGAGCUACGCAACUACUUGCACGCUGCAGUACCAGCUCCGUUGAUGGAAGACGGAGUAGUGGUUGUUGACCUUCGCAAAUACAUUGCAAAGAUUGACCGCGAGUACGCCACGCAACGGUACGACGACACCGACGCACCGUUACACAACGUUCGCAUUCAGAUCAGAAAGCCGACCUGCAGCGCCUUGAUUGAUUGUGAAGUUACUCGCAACUACAUCAACCAGGAUUUAAUCACCCGCGCUGGUCUUGGGCCAUGCAUUCGAAGGAAAUCGCAGCCCACGCAAGUCACGUUGACCGACGGUCGUACGCACAAGUCCAUUGACCAGUGCAUUGACUCCGUCCCCGUGUACUUCGCCCCGCUUGCACGCGAGGUUGUGUCCUUUGACAUACUGGACACAAAGUUCGACAUGAUCUUGGGCAUGACAUGGCGGCGCAGCGAGGACCACCCGAUGAACUUCUACCUCUGCACCGUUCACGUUCGUGACUGGAACGGGGCACUUGUGCCAUGUACUGUCCCCCCACCUCAUCCUUCGAUUGGUUGUCACGUAGUCUCCGCGGCAAGCAUUCGCAACUCCAUCGCACAGAACGACGUGGAGGAAAUGGGCAUUUGUUUCUUGCACGCUCUCGCUCCUCCCGACGAGCCAGUGGCGAAACAGCCACCGAAUCCACGCAUUGUACAACUUUUUUACUCCUAUGGCGACGUCUUUGAAGCCCCCGCUGGAAUCGUACCGAAUCGGCUAAUUCGUCAUGAGAUCAUCCUCGAAGACGGGGCCAUACCUCCGCGCGGAUGUAUUUACCGCAUGAGUGAGGAGGAACUCGAAGUGGUUCGAACGCAACUCGAGAGGGUCAUAAUGCCAUUCGGCCUCACGAAUGCCCCGGCCACCUUCCAAGCGACAAUGACAACGGAGUUUCGCGACAUGUUGGACCAGUUCGUGCUCAUCUACCUCGACGACAUCCUGAUGUACAGCCGAACUUUGGACGAGCACAUUGUGCACCUACGUGUUGUUUUGGACAGGCUACUUACGGCCAAGGCCAACCGAGCCAAGUGCGAAUUCGCACAGCAAGAGCUCGAGUACUUGUGCCACUUUGUGACGCCCCAAGGCAUCCGUCCGCUUGCGGACAAGAUCAAGGUCAUCCAAGAUUGGCCGGAACCGACCAACACCACGGAGGUUCGCUCUUUUAUGGGAUUGGCUAGGUACUACCAACGCUUCAUCGGCUGAUACGCACGGAUCGCCACACCCUUGUCAAGAUUGUAGUCUUCACAUGUGUCCUUCCACUUCACCGAUGAACUCCACAGUCCG
Messenger RNA from Chara braunii, 1389 nucleotides. The record is from the annotation of a GenBank genome assembly. NCBI's taxonomy places the organism in Eukaryota, Viridiplantae, Streptophyta, Charophyceae, Charales, Characeae.